AUGCAUGAACUGGUUCAAAAUGAAAAAAACAAGGAGAAGAGUAGCAGAGCACGGCCACCACUACAGACACGCACGGGCCCCAACGCAUCAUCCAACAAAAAGUCUUCUUUAUCCAUAGAAGAGAAGCAACAAAAAAGAAUAGCAGCUCGAGCAGCAACAGCAAUGGCACAAGUGCUACAUCGUAGACGUGAACCCCGGUCUCUCAUGAUGUGGGGCGACCGGAAGAAGGCUGUUAUCAAGAGAUACCCUGAUGGAGGACAAGAAAUUAUUGUGCCGCAAACAUUAACACCAGAACAAGAGCAUUACGAAUUUCCACCUCGCUCAAGAUUUCUCAAAAAACUAGCAACAUCUACAGCAGAACGACGACGAUUAUCAGUUCUUCAAGACCACGUGGUGCCGUCCGCCCCUACAUCUGUGUCUGCCGCUGCUGCUGAUCAUCUUACUCCUACUCAUUCUUACAAUACAUUGCCACAACCCCAUAUCCAGCCACUGCCCACCACUACAGCCGCAACUCAAUUUUCAGACAUGCGCCAGCCAGAUCAAUUAGCCUUGAACGAAUGGUUUUCCAAAAAGAUCAAAACCAAUAAAUCCAAUUCCAAGCCCAAUAAAGAUCGAGCUGUCAUAGAUUGGAUGAACGAUGUUGAACGAUCAUCCACAAAAACGCUUUUACCUACUAAACGGCUCAUCAUGUCACCUACGCCAUCUUCUUGUCAUAGUCAUAAAAUUCAAUUCAAAAGCGACGCUGGUAAACGAUGGGCCAACAGCAUUACAUCCAAUACAUCAUUACAUCCUCCUGAUGAUACAUGUCGUAAGCAUUAUGUACCUCGACGGUUAUUGAUCCUCUCCACCAGAAAAGAAGAUGCCAUGCAGCCUGGUUCAUUCACAUCAUCAGCAGAGACUGCCGCCACUAAAAUCCAGGAUAUUUGGAGAGAAUAUCAAAACAAAUCUACACCUAUCGUACUAGAAAACAAGGUGGGCAUGGUUGCCAUGACAACGACAGGACAACGUACACCCAUUGCUGGUAUGGUUCAUCUACUACAGCGAUUGAAUCAGUCAUUUGAACAACGUCAAUUGCAUCAAAAAAAUCGAAUCGCUGAAAUCGAGUCUGUCUUGAAGGAUGAAAUCAAUAAGCGCCAACAAGCAGAAGAAAGAAUGAAGAAAUUGGAAUCAGCUUACCAACAACAAAUACCACAUGAAAAUAACCCAGGUCACGAAAAGUAUCAGACACUCUUGUCUAAAGUAACUGAAUUAGAGCUCUGUGUGAAACGUGAAAGCCAAUCAAGAAAAAUAUUGCAAGAUAAAUUACUAAAGGCUACUGCAUCUGCUCCUUCUCCACCUGUUGCUGCUACAGUUUUGAAAACAAAAAGAAAAACACUUGUACCCAACGCUGCUGCCACUGCAUCUGCAGCGUCUCCACUCGUGAAUCGAUCGCAUGUAAAGCCAUCAUCCAGGGACCGAACUUCUUCUUUGGCACAUGUGGGGCUCAAAUCGACUAAUAAGGCAACGCCCAGCACCGCUGCUACAACACCAUCUUCCUCCAGAAGAUCAACUUUGGUGAGAUCCUCCACUCUCAAGAAGAAAUAA
Molecule: messenger RNA, 1584 nt
Organism: Mucor velutinosus
Lineage: Eukaryota; Fungi; Mucoromycota; Mucoromycetes; Mucorales; Mucoraceae
Exons: 2
Coding region: 1-1584 (527 amino acids)
Source: RefSeq, a predicted model, not a curated record